AUGGGAAUGAAAAGGAGAUGCUGUCAAUUACCGUCCUUCAUUCUCUUGUGUGCACUUCUGUUUCUUCUAACCUUUAGACUUGGCUUCUGCUACGAGAGUUCUAAGGUGGUGGCAGGUUGCAUAAAAGCUGAGAAGAAAGCACUUCUCAAAUUCAAAGGUGGUCUCACGGACCCCUCGGGCCGGCUCUCUUCAUGGGUUGGAGAAGAUUGUUGUGUAUGGAGGGGCGUGAUUUGCGACAACAGAACAGGGAACGUUGUGAAGCUAAAACUCCAAAAUCCAUUUCCAAUGAGUUUUUAUACUGAUGGAAUGGAUUAUGAAUUGGGAGGGGUGAUCAGUCUGUCUUUGCUCGACUUGAAGUAUUUGAGGUACUUAGACCUCAGCAAGAAUAACUUUGAAGGCAGUCGAAUUCCAAAUUUCUUUGGAUCUCUCAUAAAGUUAAGGUAUCUCAAUCUCUCUGACGCGUGUUUUGGUGGUGCAAUCCCACGAAGUUUGGGAAACCUUUCUGGCUUGCUUUAUCUAGAUAUCAGCAAUAACUUUGCAAAUUUAGAGGCUAAGGAUUGGAAUUGGAUAUCAAGUCUUUCCUCUCUAAGGUACCUAAAUUUGGGACGUGCGAACCUGAGCAAGGCCUCGUCUCAUUUGCUUCAAAGUGUUAAUUUUCUUCCUUCCCUUGUGGAACUGCACUUGCCUCGAUGUCGGCUUUAUAACCUCUCACCAUCUCUUCCAUCCAUAAACCUCACAUCUCUCUCAGUAGUUGAACUUUCCCACAAUUUCAUCAACUCAAUACCCCACUGGUUAUUAAAUAUCAGUUCCCUAUUGCAACUUGGCCUCAGCUACAACCAUCUCCAAGGUAGGCUUCCAGACAAAUUUGAAGAACUUAUUUCCCUCCAAAAUCUUGACCUCUCUCGAAAUAUUUUAUGGGGAGGCCAGUUGCCGCCAAGUUUAGGAAAGCUUUGCAAUUUGCAUACAUUAAAGCUUUCCAUGAACAAUUUCAGUGGUGAGGUAACUGAACUCAUCAACACAUUAUCAACAUGUAAUAAUAGCAGGUUAGAGACGUUGGACUUGGGAUACAACACUCUGACGGGAAGGCUCCCUAAUUCAUUGGGAUACAUAAAGAAGUUGAGGGAGCUUCGACUGCCGGAGAACAUGUUCAGUGGUUCAAUUCCCGACUCCAUAGGGAACUUAUCUUCCUUGGAGUACUUGUACCUCUCGGUCAAUGAAAUGAGUGGUCGCAUCCCAGGCAAUCUUGGGCAGCUCUCAUCAAUGAUAGUGCUAGACCUCUCAGAGAAUUCAUGGCAAGGUGUUAUAACUGAGACCCAUUUUGCAAAUCUCUCAAGCUUAAAGGAGUUGCAAAUAACCAAACAUUUGCCAAAUAUUUCAGAGAUUUUCAAAAUUGACCCUCGUUGGCUUCCUCCGUUCAAACUUAGAUACAUUAACAUCAGAAAUUGUGAAUUGGGUACCAAAUUUUCCACAUGGCUUGAAAGUCAAAAUGAGCUGAGAACUGUGGUACUCCAGAAUGUUCGAAUUUCGGGGUCCCUACAUGAUUUGCUCUUGAAAUUGGAUUUGCCUCUCGAUAAACUGGAUGUCUCUCACAACAACUUAAGUGGACAAGUGCAUAACUCAUUUCGUUUCAACUACGGAUCCACAGUUGAUCUACGGUCAAACUGCUUCGAGGGCCUUCUACCACUCUGGUCUUCCAAUGUUAGUGAACUUUAUCUGGGGAGUAACUUGUUCUCCGGACCAAUUCCUCCAGAAAUUGGCGAAGAAAUGCCAUUAUUGACGUACUUGGACAUCUCAUCCAACCAUCUAAAUGGUAGCAUCCCCUUGUCCCUAGGCAAUUUAAAAUAUCUCUACUACCUGGACAUCUCGAACAACAAUUUUUCUGGUAAGAUCCCAAGCUUCAUUGGCUCUUUAAGUUCCCUUGGAUAUUUGUUUCUGGGUAGGAACAGGUUUUCUGGUGAAGUCCCUUCCAGCUUGCAAAACUGCACAAGAAUGGGUAUUCUUGACAUUGGUGACAAUCGACUCUCUGGAAAUCUUCCUUCUUGGACCGGAGAAGCCAUGCCAACUUUAUUGAUUUUUCGUGCCAGGAACAAUUCCUUUACAGGGGACAUUCCUUGGCAAUUCUGUGGCCACUCUUAUCUUCACAUAUUGGACCUUUCAAACAACAAGCUCACUGGGAUAAUCCCAACUUGUUUAGGGGAUUUGAUUGUCUUUAAAUAUGAUUUGUAUCAUUGGUUUUCUAAGAUACAUAAUAUCAGCUUGUUGCUGGUCACUAAGGGUAGAAUAAUGGAGUACAAAGCAAGAACCCUUGACCUUGUGAAGAUUCUCGAUCUCUCCAGCAAUAACUUAUCCGGUGGCAUUCCACAAGAACUGACCACACUUGGCAUGUUGGGCACCUUGAACUUGUCAAGGAAUCUGUUGACAGGAAAGAUCCCAGAGAUGAUUGGGGACUUGGAAGAUUUAGAAACCCUCGAUCUUUCCCACAACAAAUUUGUGGGUGAAAUCCCAGCAAGCAUGGCCUCUUUGACCUUUCUAAGUCACUUGGACCUAUCGUUUAACAAUUUGUCUGGUGAAAUACCUACAAACAACCAGUUUCAUACCUUUAACGAUCCAUCCAUUUACGAGGGUAAUCUUGCGCUUUGCGGGAUUCCGUUGGCAACCAAAUGCAGUGGCAGUGGCGAGACACCUUCUAGUGGGGGCAAAGGUGAUGAAGACGCUGAAGGUCGGUUGGAGAAGCUAUGGUUCUACUUGACUGUAGCACUAGGAUUCUUCAUGGGAUUUUGGGGAGUCUGUGGUAGUUUGACGAUUAAGAGACGGUGGAGACUUGCAUUCUUCCGUUUUCUCAAGAAAAUAACAAAUGAAAUUACUGGAUUAGUCUGCCUAAUGGCUAAUUAG
Messenger RNA from Diospyros lotus (date-plum), 2892 nucleotides. RefSeq names its product receptor-like protein EIX2. The transcript has a single exon. NCBI's taxonomy places the organism in Eukaryota, Viridiplantae, Streptophyta, Magnoliopsida, Ericales, Ebenaceae. Bases 1 to 2892 code for a protein of 963 amino acids. Gene Ontology annotation, molecular function: protein binding. The record is from RefSeq and is a predicted model, not a curated record.